This is a messenger RNA of Fomitopsis serialis, 753 nucleotides long. RefSeq lists its product as uncharacterized. Bases 1 to 753 code for a protein of 250 amino acids. Gene Ontology annotation, cellular component: mitochondrion. The record is from RefSeq and is a predicted model, not a curated record. NCBI's taxonomy places the organism in Eukaryota, Fungi, Basidiomycota, Agaricomycetes, Polyporales, Fomitopsidaceae. The transcript has 2 exons.
AUGGACGUAAGAAAUCGCUACAGGACAUUCCAGCUAUGUGCUCAGCACCGACACUCAUUCCUCCCGAGUUAUCCAGGAUUAUAUGCAGGCUUCAGACCAUACACCGCCGGCCCAGAGCCUCAGCCGUCCACAACGACCACUCCUCCUAGUCCCUCCAAAGGUCGAUUCGCAGCCUACAGACAGGCACUGAAUGCCCUAGCAGAGCGUACGCGCACCCCUCUACCCUCGCUGAUAUUCUCCUUCGCGGUGCUGCACGAGCUGACCGCGAUCGUCCCGUUCGCGGGCAUCUUCCUUGCCAUGCGCACGCUCAACGUCGGCGAGCGCGUGCUCAAGUCGUUCCCGAACAAGUUCAUGGAUGAAGCUGCCUUUCGUGCGCCUCACGACACGCCGCCCGAGGAGCUGCCGGACUUCUGGGUGAGGCUGAGGAGGCGGUGGUGGCUCGAGGGCAGGCUCAUGGCAGAGCGUGUGGGCAGGCGUUAUGGGAUCUUUGGUUUCUCAAAGAAUGGCACAGAGGGUGACGGCGUUCACCCUGAUGUGGCCUCCCGACAGGAGCCGGUGCUGAAGAAAGCAGUACCCGAUAUUCUCAACUUCUCGAUUGCAUAUCUCGUAACGAAGUCAUUGCUUCCUGUGCGCGUCGGUCUUUGCUUGUACUGGUCCCCUCCGUUCUCCCGCCGGGUCAUAGAGCCUACACGGAUGGCGAUCAUGCGACUCGUCCGUCGCGCCUCCACAUGUCAAUCGCGCGCCCGCCUAUAG